Molecule: messenger RNA, 2710 nt
Organism: Pectinophora gossypiella (pink bollworm)
Lineage: Eukaryota; Metazoa; Arthropoda; Insecta; Lepidoptera; Gelechiidae
Product: probable sodium-coupled neutral amino acid transporter 6
Exons: 9
Coding region: 184-1719 (511 amino acids)
Source: RefSeq, a predicted model, not a curated record
GAAGACCUGCAGUUGCUAUCUGACGGCCACGCUAGCCACACGCUUUAUUAAAAGUUACCAACUUUAUUAACAGUGAAUUCAUUAACAAAUGUCGUUUAAUAUUCUUUCGUAAUAGUUUUAAUUUGUUAGUGAAGUUAAGUGUUAAAAAAAAGUGAUGCAUAUAUGAGUAAUUGACGAGCAGCGAUGAAGCUCCCUCGUCUGGAUUCCCACCAGGGCUCCCUGAAGGCCAGGGUGGUGGUCCGGCACGAAGACUACUCGGUGGGCCAGACCACUGGAGGCCUCAGCGUGCUCUUUAGCACCCUUUGCAUUGUGGACCUGUUUGGGGUCUUCCCUGUUGUGGCCCUGCCCAAGCCGGUCAUUUCAUGUGGCGUGUAUGGAGCUCCCCUGGUUAUAGGAGUGUUCGGUUUACAGCUGUACACGGCUGUGCUGCUGGGCAGGAGCUGGCUGCUGGCUCAGGAGAUAUCUCCGCUGAUCAAACAGAAGAUCAGGUUUCCGUAUGCGGCGGUGGCGGAGCUGGCGUUCGGGCAGCGCACGCGACAACUUGUCACCUUUCUGCUCGAUGCGACCGUGUUCGGCGCGGGAGUGCCUAAUUUCAUAUUUGCAUCGCAAAGCCUGCAGCUGUUCUGGUGGAAGAUCACCGGCGGCGGUGUGGGCAUCUCCUACUGUGUGUGGAUGUUGGUGUUGGGGCUGCUGCUCUGUCCUGUCAUGUGGCUCGGCUCGCCAAAGGAUAUGAAGCCACUAGCAGUCCUGUCGGUGGUGAUAGUAAUCACAGUAGCAACCAGUUGCUGGAGCUGCAUCCUGCUGGAUGACGUCACGCCCCCCGCUCCCACCAUGAUGGAUUACCAGCCGUCGGCGCAGGACUUCCUCGUAGCCUACGGGAUCAUAGCCUUUCAGUUCGACAUCCACCCAAUGCUAUUGACCAUCCAAGUGGACAUGAAAGACAGCCGGCGCGUGCACUGGGCGGCGCUAGGCGGGUUUUUGUUCACCGGAGCCCUAUUUGCUGUGACCACGCUGCUAGCCGCCGCCCGGUACGGGAACCACGUCGAGAGCAACUUGUUGCAAGGCAUCCCCCCCUCGGUGCCUUUAUACGUGGUAGCUCUGCUGGUAACCCUGCAGCUGUGUCUCUCCAGUGCCGUCGGCAACUCCGCCUUAUUCCAGCAUAUCGAAGAUCUACUUAAAAUACCUAGAGAAUUUUGCCUGCAACGCUGCCUCGUCAGGUCGAGCAUUGUCGCGUUGGCUGUAUUUCUCGGUGAAUCCGUGCCGAGAUUCGACUUAGUCAUGGGUCUAGUAGGGUCCACAUUGACCGGACCUCUAAUGUUCAUAUUCCCCCCUCUAUUUUUCCUCCGUCUUUGCUACAUGAAAUCCAACAUGAUAAAACAUAACCUCAAAAUAGAAAAUGGCGCGAAUGGUAUUCAAAAUGGCCACCGUAACGGCGACAGUUCUCCUCUAAAUUGGCGUUCUGUAAGGAAUACUUAUAGUACUUUUUCCAAUGAUUUCAUUGAUAAUUAUGUGGAGAAAGGUCCGAUUGAUCAGUAUAGUAUUAAGUGGUACGAUGUUAUGUUGGCUGUUAUAGUAAUGUUGAUGGGGGUGGCUGCGACAAUAGUGGCUACAUAUUCGAGUUGGUCGGACACUAUAACGUCUGCUACAUUCACGCCGCCGUGUUUGAGCAACAUGACAGCGGCGGCGCGCAGUUUUCUUGAAGUUACUAGACCCAUGUGAUAUUAAUUUACCUAUAGAUAGAUAUAAUAGUGAAAAAAUGUGUUGAUUUUUUCGAUAUAAUUUGACUACGAGUGCUGUACAGUCAAAAGCAAAUAGUGACAGUCAAAGUAUACAUAUAGUUAGCAACAUCCAGAAUGUCCAAUAAUUAGGGACGUCCAAGGUGGCCGUAUAGAUAGUAACACUCUCAUCAUCAUCAAUUUAAGAGCCACGCUCUUGUCGGUGUAGCAUUUUCCAUUCCAGUCUAUCAAAGGCCAAUUCCUUGACUUCCCUAUAAGACACGACGUUAACCUCAAAAAUUCAUUAAAAACAUCAUAGAAGGAAAGCUAGAAGGAAAGAGAGGAAGGGGAAGACUAAGAAGAGCUUACAUGGAACAGAUUAAAGUAACACUCUAAGUGACCAAAAACAUCGGCACAGUCUGCACGUUCACAAAGUUGGCAACAACCUAAUCGUCCACAUAUUUUUGAACAUCUUGACUUCCUGGAUACGAUUGGCGCAGUGAGUGUUGUCAUAUUUACGCCGACAUAAUUUAGCCGAACUAUUUGGCAUUGUAAGCGUCUCGCGAAUCUGGACGAUUAGAUUGUUGCUAACUUUUUGAACACGCAGGUUGUGCCGAUGUAUUUGGUCACUUAGUGUUACUAUCUAUACGGCCACUUUGGACGCCCCUAAUUAUUGGACAUUUUGUAUGUUGCUAACUACAUGUAUAAUUGUAUACUGUGACUGUCACUAUUUGCUUCUGACUGCACCACGAAAGCAUGGCUUCAUAGCUGCUGUACCGUGGCUGUACCUAUAACACUCGCUAUCAGACUUACUUAAUAAAUUAUAAUAGUAGUAAUUACGCAGACUAUGAUUUGACAAAUCUGUAACUCGGUAAAUGUAAGAACUUAAAAUGCGAUCACAUUAAUUAAUGACAUACAUUGUACUAUGUUCUCAAAGUAAAGACUGUUCGAAUAAUACUAUUAGUAUAAAAAAUAAACACAAUGAUUCAACAAUA